CCGCCAAGGAUUACAAGAGAGGAAGAAAACAAUAAACCUCACUUUCAAAGUUGCCUAGUCGUUCUCUUUGUUAGUAUUAUUUCCUACCAGUUGGCCUCAGGUGAAUAAGCAGAUAAUUAAAUAUGUUUUUUCAUUCAUUGCGUCCAUGAAUGUGUGCAUAUGCCCAAACUGUUAUUUCAAAAAUUGUGCUGCAGAGUCGAGUACUAGUACUAGGUUCCCGUCCGUCGAGAGGCCUGAGAGGAGAUUGAGCUUGAGAUUCAAAUAAAUUAGUUAUAGUUUCCUAGAAUUCUAUUUAAUAUAUAUUAUUUAUUAUUGUUAUGCCAAAAGUACCCACUAAAACUGAUGUAUUGGUCUAUGUGUCUAUGUCCCAGACUUGGAGAUCGGUUUCAAAUUUAAUUUGAUUGUAGUCACCAACUAAAUCCAGGGACUUGAGGGACACUGUUCUCUUAACUUUGUAAAUAGUAAAUCCUAGUCCAUUAACAAAAUUAAAUUAACACACUGUUACACACACACUGAAACUGGAUAACUGAAGUUUCACUCAGAUUCACUGAACUCAACAGGCAGAACAGUACCGUUAGUGACUAUUAACAAUUGUAGUAGUAACAGGCCUGACUUGUGACUGAGUAAUGUUGUAAUGUGUGUAGUGUACUGAACUGUGUUCCAGUGAACUUCUUUUUUUUUAAUUUCAUUUAAUUAAAUGAUUAAAUUUAAAUGAUUUAAUCAUCAAUUAAAUUUCUUGUCAUGAGUCAUAUGAUGUAUGAUUGUAACUUAACAUCAUAGUUGGUUAUAGUGUUAUAGUUUGAUGAACCAUUCUCCGCAACUCUGAUGCACACCACAAAUUCAAAUAAGCCUAAAAAAUGAGUUAGCUCACAAUAGUAUUUUAUCAUAACUGACCCCCAGAGUUAUUUGAGCUUUAUACUUCUUACUACUAUUACUACUUGGCCAGUAAAUUCUGUCCAAGUAGUAAUAGUAGUUCACUGGCCAGACAAAAUCAGCAACCAGGAACUGUGGCAGCGGACAAAACAGAAGCCCAUUGAGGAAGAGAUUCUCCAGAAGCGGUGGAGGUGGAUUGGUCAUACACUAAGAAAACCUGCUUCUAACACAACAAAGCAAGCCCUGAAAUGGAACCCACAGGGUAAGCGGAAAAGAGGCCGUCCAAGAAACACUUGGCGCCGAGAAUUGGAGACAGACAUCAAGAAAAUUGGCCAUGAAUGGAAGAUCCUGGAGAAGCUGGCCCAGGAUAGAGAUGCCUGGAGGUCUCUCGUAGGUGGCCUAUGCCCUUGGAGGAAACGCAGACGCCGACGAUGAUCGGUGGAUGCCCCUCAUGGACGAGAAGGCUCAACAAAAACUAUUACUACUUAUAGUCAAUGUUCCCUCUAAGCUGCGCGGCUGCGCAGCAAUCUUACAGAUGCUGCACAGAAGUUUUGAGUACCACGCAGCUAAUUUCCACUUAUGUGUCUGUAGGCUGAAAAUUUUGCACACAAAAAAAUUGAUGCUGUAAAAAUUUGCACACAACUUUAUGAUUUUGCACCCGAACAAACAAACCUUAGAGGGAACAUUGCUUAUAGUUAUUGUCCAAUAAUUUAAUGAAUUAAUUGUGUACUUGCUUCGACAUUAUGCAUACAUAUAUUUAAGUUGAGCCUGCAUACCCUAUCUAAAAUUAUUAUUCAUCAUAAGUCUAAAGUGAUUCUAGCUUGUUAGUCUUUAUUAAGUACUAAAUACUGAUUUUACAGAUUAUAACAGAAUAUCAUAUUCAAUAAUUAACAAAUAAUUCUUCACUUCACAGCUCACGCUUUGCAUGAGGACAUCUAGAUUAAGGAUUUUUAACAACAAAACGUAAGUAACUUUACAAAUUCGGAACUUAUCUAAAAUCUUUGUGGCUCUUAAUUAUUUGCAGAAUUGACCCAAUUAUUUGGCAUCCUUAGUGAAAUUUUAACACUGUUUUUAACAAGUAAGAAGAUCAAUAAUUUUGUUGUUAUAAUAUAAAUAUAAAUAAUAAAAACAGAUUUUGUCAUCACUUGUGGUGAUUCAGUAAUGUGUUGUUUAAUUUAAACUAGUUUUAGGGUAUUCGUGAUUACGCUGAAUGAGAAUAUUUAUUCUUAUUCUCGUGUGAGAAUAUUAAUUCUUAUUCUCGUGUGAGAAUAUUUAUUCUUAUUCUCUUGUGAGAAUAUUUAUUCUUAUUCUCUUGUGAGAAUAUUUAUUCUUAUUCUCUUGUGAGAAUAUUUAUUCUUAUUCUCUUGUGAGAAUAUUUAUUCUCUUGUAUUUUUCACAUACUUUGGAAAAAUAAUCAUCAUUCAGAUUCAGUGGCCAGUUGGGCAUGUGCCUUUCUGCCUGCAGGCAUGGUGAAGAUUUUACACACUCUACUCACUGUUCUUUGUUUGAAUAAAGAGUGUUGAUGUCAGGUGUUUUUGUGGUAGUUUAGUUGUAAGUCCUGAAAUGCCAAGCGAUUGAAGAAGUGAUGUGUUACUGUUUCAUUUGGAUUUCUGCAGAGGGGACACCUUGGUGUUUCAUCUGGUUUUAUGAGGUCAAGGUGGGAAUUUAGUUGUUUGUGUCCUGUGCCCAUGCGAAAGAUUAUGACCAACUAGUGUCUUUGGAAGCAAUUUAUUGGGUCUUUGGGGUUGGACUGGGCAUGUGUGUGAAAACACAUCUUCCUCUGAGCCCAAACCCCAUUCAUUUAAUCACUCCUCUUUUUUUUUAGCUCUGAUAAUCUGCUUUGCAGUGUUGAGUGAUGUAGGUGUAUUUGGCUGUUCUUUGGAUGCUCUCUCUUUCACUAGUUUGCUCUUUCAUUUGAUGGUAAAUUGUUGUGUCCUCUUAUCCAUUGUAAAGUUAGCUUGAUUGCAUAGGUUUUGAGGAAAGUGCGUAUUUUCAGAAGUAUUGAUUUUGCGGUUGUGAGAGGCCACAAUGUAGCAUUGAUUUGUUUAAUUCUAUUGUUUGGGCUCUAUUUGUAAACCAUUUGUCUAUUUGGAUGUUACUUUUCGAAUAUUCUGUACUUUUCAGCCAUCUCGAUAACUGCUUAAGAUUUGGUGUCUCAAUAUUAGUAUGUAUUUCGCAUGCUGCUGUUUGGUUAGAUCUUAGUCGAUACACAACACACCCCCCCCCCCCCCCCCCAUUAAAUCAACUGCCUGGCUUCGUACAUUUCCUUGAGUCCUGUAAUAUCUUUCUGAAAAUGGUAUGCUUCACAUCACGACCAGUCAUACAUAUACAUCCAUGAGGAUCCAACUUCUAGGUCAACCACAUGGGGAGCAUUGAAAGAAGUAGGAUAAAGACUAGAAGAAGACACCUGCUCGAGGGAGAGUAGGGGCUGGGUUAGUGUAACAUGACAUGUUUUACAUUUUGCUCUAAGAGGAAUGCCCUGCUUCCUCUGAAGAGCCCAUUUAUAAUGCUGGAGGUUUGGUCACACCUGGCUCUGUUAAAAACAGUGAGGGUCAGGACAACAAAAGCAGAAGUACUUUCAUGAAGGGCCCAUUCAGACACACUUAGGUAGGAGAAGCCAUAUUUCAGAGGUAUCCAGAAAUAGAUGAGGCAGCAUCUGGGCAGUCACUAUCUUUAAACUGGAGAGGCCUUGUCAUGCACAUCACUGUUUUUUUUGUCUUAACUUUUGUAGUUUCUAGAGGCAUAGGCAUUAGUGGUCAGUGCUAAAACAGAAAAACAGGACAUUUCUCUAAGUUUGGUAGGAUGCAAGCCCUGUGCAUGAUUCGGUUAAUGAUUAAAGUUUUGUCAAUUGAAAGGAAUUUUAAAAGGAUGUUAGCAGUAGUCUGUGUAUGAAUGCUGGUAGUUAACAUCUCUUACAGUGCUAACAUUUUGACCGUUUAAAUUAUAUCAUUUCUGGCACUGGAGAUGUCAGUAAUUCUACUGUGCAGGUUUUUCGCAAAUGUGGCCCUUUAUGCAAAUAGUUAAUGACCUCUGGUAAAAAUAUUCCAAAAUGGAAGAUAAAAAGUGUACAAUGUAAGGUAAUGUUUGAUUAUCAACAAGAAUUUUGUGGGAGCUUAAGCUAUCAAUAGCUUAAAGCAGGCCUUCACAAUAUCAGACUUGCCAACCCUUUCGAUUUUGUCAGAAUUAUGCUGAUUUUUUACCUUUAACUCCGACCUUCCAACAAAUACCUUAAAUUUCCGAUUUUUCUAACUUUAUAAUUUUUUUCACCCGUUAUAAAAAUUCGAAAGUCACCACAAAAAAAAUACGUCAGAAAUAUCCUAUUUGUUUUUACCAAGUGUCUACAAGUCAGGUGACCAGACGAAUAAGGGAAUAAGUUCUUGAGAUAUUGGCCCUGCACUAUAUAUUUGACCAAAUAUUUGUACGACAGCUUUGUCAUAUGACCGCUAAGUGUCUAUCAGAGUUUACGGUACUUCAUUUCAACAAAUUCAAGAUAGUCUGGAUAUUUACAUGAAAAAAGAAACCAAUUCUACAAAAGAAAUACCUAGAGCCAUUGCUGGUAUAUCUAUAAUGAACGAUUGGUUAAAAGUGACAAUGUUUUUUAUAAAGCGUGACAUGCCCGCCGGAUGAAUAUCUCCCACGCUAUUUGUCUGGUUGCCUGACGUAGAAACACUGACUUGUUUUUAUCUAAGUCAACCGGGAUCUUAAUCGUUCUUCAAUCAUCAAUUGAUCCGAUCGUUAUUCAUCCUUUUACAAGGCUAAAAAAUAAUUCAGAUUUUGUUGUUGUUAAAGCUUUACUUAGUUAAAUCAUCAAAUCUAUUGAAAGUGGUGGGUACAACAAUGAUAUUAAUAAAAAUAUAAACAUAUUUAAACUCUCCCCCCCCCCCCCCCCCAAAAAAAAAAAAAAAAUAUUUAAACCCCCCCCCCCCCCCCCCCACAUAAAAAAACCAACAACAUACAACUGCAGCUAAAAGUAAAAGCAAUCCAUGUCUAAUUAAAAGUUUAUUUGCUAAGGAAUCUGAUCGUUUUAAUGCCAAAGAAAUGUUUCCAGACUGGCAGAUUGCUAGUUACUCUUUCUAACUUGCUUGUAACUAAAAUCAAUUGCAAUGCUGAUGCUAACCUUCAUUUGUCCAAAGAGCUGUUGGACUAGUGCAAAAAGGCCACUAGGGAUAUGCUGGAAAACUGAACUCUUAGCAGCCUGUGUACAUAAUAUGUUAUUAAUAAAAUGGAUCUUCUCUCCUGUACUGUGUAUAAUAAUAUAAACAUUUCCAGUUAUGUUUUUCUCAUGUUUUGUGGACUCUUCAAAGACUAUGGAGGUAACUUUAUAUUUCUUUAUUUACUAAAAAAGGCUUUUGCAUUAGUUUAUAGAUCUUAAAGCAAUGCCCCACCCCCGGGGCGUGGUCCCUGGAGGUCAGCGACCCUUCUUACCCCUGCAUGAAACCUUCUUACAGAUAUUUUUUGUUGGCAGGUCUGCAACGUAUGUUCCAAUUUGCGGCCCGCCAAGUAACGAAAUAUUCUUUGUUGUCAUUAUUAUUAUUUUCUUACUAGAGGCCCACCCCCCUCCCCCCAUUUACCUUUCGGCCCACACAAGUUUUUUCAUGAAGUAUUGCGGCCCGCCUCACAUUUUGAGUUUUGCAGGCCUGGCUCAAAGAGUUACCUGAAGAGUAUAAAACUUUACCAUGAUGUGUCAUGAGUCUUUUCUUUUUGUCACCCCUCAUCUCUAAAUUUGCCAGUGUUUGUGUAAUUAAGUUAUUUAACUUUUUUCUGUACUUUUCUGUGUUUCUCUUGCAUAUCUUUUGACAAGUGUUAACAUUUGAAAUUUUGUUUAACCAACCUCCCCUCCCACAAAAUACCAUUUUCAUUGUGAUCAGGGGUGGCCAGCCCAUCAGAUGUUUAAAAAAUGAACUUGUUUCUUCAUUAAAUUUGUGCUUUUCUGUGACGGUGCGUGUCGGUAGGGCAUGCUUGCCCUAUUUUGGUUUGAUUUUUUUUUGUAUAAAUCAAUUCAAAGUAGUAAUCACAAAUCUUAAAUGCAAAUGAUGAAACUUUGUUAUUUAGUAUCUUCUAUAUGUGUAAACACAACCAUGUCAAGGGGCACGUAUAUUUCCAUUAACACUUCUUCAUUUGCUCUCCAAUUAAGUGUAGAAUGAUGCAAAACUAAAUUCCGGAAUGCAUAAAAAUGCAUCCGUGCAUUUUUGAGUUUAGCCCCCUCCCCUGUCUUUUUGCUUGGGUGCCUGCUGUCACAUCCCACAUUUCUUCUUCCUCACACCACCCCCAGAAAUAGUGACCUACGCCUUUUUAUCUAUAACAACAUAUAAUAAUUCUCUAGCUAUAUAUGGUUGUAUGGCUGUAGCACUUUGUUCAAUAGGCGUGCAAAAUAAAAUUCACAGAUGUUAGCACUAAUUGGGAUUCUUAUAAAGUGCACAACUUGAAGUCAUGUUUUUUCAAGUUACUUCAGUAGAACCGCCACCAAUGUUUGAGGGGGAGGGAUAUUUCAUAUAUAUUUAUGCAUGUAUAAAAGAGUUAAUUCUCGUUUAAAAUCUAUACAAAUUGUGUGUGUGUGGCUGCACAUGUAGAAGUAUUAUCAUUUACGAAUUAUUUACAUUGAGAAUAAAUACAUAAUUAUGGUUUAAUUGGUUUUAUUUGAUAGGAGUAGUGGCAAGGAGCUCACACGUGAUCAAAAUUGCCUUUGCAGCCAUUUAUUAGCUAGCCCACCCAUGCAGGACUAGAUAAUCACAUGUAGUCGUUGUGGUCUUAUCUAACCCAUAAUUGUUAUAUAUCAUAUUAUAAUAAUAUAUAAAAUUUUGUAUUUUUGGGGUUCAAGAAAUCUUAUUCAACUCUGAUUAAUAAUAAUGUGUGGAAUUAUUAAACUUAAACAUUCAAUUUUAUUAGGCUAUAAUUCUUGAAAUUUUACAUAAAUAAGUACAUUAUAUUAUUGUUCGUGAAUUACACGUUUAAAAAAAACCCUCUAAUUUUGGACCAACGGCUAACAUAACUUCAUAUUCUUAAAUCUCAAUGCCUCAGAAAAGUAUAAAGGUCGAGACAGACAAUUCCUUGCGACUAUUUCAGUUUUCACCCAACAGUCGUUUUCUGACUCACACUGGUAACGCAUCAGUGAAGUUGUGACGUGAAUUCUAUCCCAUUUAUUCCUGUUGACUCUAUCCGUCCGUCGGCUUGAUUUAAGGCAAGCACAUGGCCAGGUAGUAUGUCGGGAGUGUUUGCUCACAAAUACAGCAAGUCGGCUCAAAUCCAACGGCAAACUUUACCUGCACUGGAUACCUGUAAGUUUCUCAGAACCGUUGACCAACUUUAGAUGACGUCAUCGCGGCAGUCCAUUCAUGUCCAACAAAUGAGACACUAAUGUGCUGUGCGUUUCAGAGUUAAAUUUUUGCCUAAAAAUGCGUAUUUUUCAAUCUUUUUUUGUUGAUGUUAUUGUGAAUAUUAUAUUGAACUUACCUCAAAUAUCAGCGAUGUAAGAUCAACAGAUAAACUUCAGUAAGCUACAUGGGGGCUUAUUUGAUUGUUCGUGUUGUUGUUUUUUGGUUGAAAAACUAAACUUCUAUUUCACUAGAUGAUAUGGCCCGAUGUUACUUGGGUAAUAAUGAAAGGCAUACUGCGCUACUUUCUCCCUAAAUCGGGUUUUGAUAUUUAAUUUUGUAUCCUAGAAAUUAAAGUACUAAUUUUCCAAGCCCUUUAAUCAUAUAUAUUUAGUAGAAAAAUCAAACUUUUCUAUGUAUAGACAUUUACGUUCCUAGUAUCAUUGGGUUUUGAGAAGUGUUCAUUUUCUAUAUAAUAUAAGCCUAACACGCUUCAUAUGAUGAAUACAAAGAAAACAUAUUUUAAAAAAAUUGUAAAACCAUAAAUGUCCUUAAAUUUCAGAAAUGAUAAUUUACUUAUAGAAAUAUCUGUAAAAUUGAUCCAUUUGAUAUAUUAUCUUCAGUAAAAAAAAAAAAAAAAAUGUUCCUAACCUUUUGCCUCGCUCCUGAGCUAUAACGUUCAGAAAAUCGUAAAACACAAAACUCUUAUAUCUUAAGAACAAUCUCUGAUCCGAUGUUCACGUUAUUUUAAAAAAAAAAAAUGUAUGUAUUUUAGUGUUGUUGUUUUUUAUUAUCUACACCAAAUUUCAAACCCGUAACAUAAUCUGAAUUUAAGAUAACCAUGUUAAUAUGUACCAUAGAUCCCACAUUUUUCCUCGCCUUUGAAUAGUAAAAAACAGAAAAUGUUAAAAUACAUAGAUAACAAUUUUAUUUUAAAGCAACUAUGUACCAGUAUUGAACUGACCAUUACAACAUACUUUCAUACCUGUAAUUGUACAGCUAUUUAUGUUUAUAAAAAACAAAACAAAACAACAAAAAAACAAAAAAAACGAUAGAAGUGAAACUCAUUUUUUUAAAGAGUAAAUAUGACGUUCGUUUUAGCCGUGGUCCAGUUUGCUGGAGGUGUUUUGAAAGUGUAAACAAUGUCUGCCUGUCAAACCAUCAUUGUUGACUUCUUUUUUGUGGACAUGGCUUGACCAUUAUGUUUGUACGAUCUCAAGCCCGUUGAAGAAAUCAAAUUUUAUGCAGGGAUCAGAAACGCAGUCGAGUUCAUGAUUACAUAUGAAGGCGCCGGUGCACACUGCUUGCAUUACCACUUGAAUACCGCUGCUACUUCGGUUGAUUUCGCUAACAAAUUUAGUAAUUUAUUUCUUGCACAAGCUAGUCUUCAAGUGAGAAUUGGGGAGUGAUUUUAUAACAAACAUCUGCCCAAAUAUGCGUUCUUGAAAGGAGCAACAACAACAAAAAAAAAAAGAGAUGAGUUUAUUUUUGUGCGCGAUAUUUUCACACUGUGGCCCUCUUUUUAUGCUACUGAGGUUGAAUGUUGAACUUUCUUCAAAAAUCGCACGCACUGACUGAUACAGCCGCCGAUUGUUGUAAGUGUGCGCUGUUACUGUUAGAUAUUGCCUCUCCGUUGUUCUUAUGCGUAUGACCCAGCCAAUUUUGUACUGUGAGGAUUUAAAAUCCUCCCCCCUCCCCCUUUUUCGAAUCCCACCCACCCAACCCCCACUAUUCUCUCACAGUUAACCAUGCAAGGAUUAUCCGCCUGGUCUCUUCUGCUCGAUUGAUUUAUUUUUUUUCUUAUGCAGAGCAUGAAAAUAAAGGGAACGCUUUAAAAAGACGGUGUAAUUUGUGACGGCACAUGAUGUAUCAGCAGGGAGUCCUCCAUCAGAACAGACGGCUCACGUGAAGUCGUAGACCUGCGAGCCGUGGGCCGAGAUACUGUAAACACUUUCAUUUGCCGUCAGCGCUUUCUCUUCUCGUCCCGAACUCCCGUGGGUGGGUCUUGUUAGCUUAUGUUGUCCGCUGUGAACUUUUCUUAAUCACAUGUUUCUGACAACUAGUUUUUGGAGUGGUGUGGCAGAGUCCUUGCGAAUCUGUAUGGAAAUGACUCAGAAGAGCGACCAAAACCACAGUAGUUAGGACCGAAUCUUCUGCUACUCCACAGGAGCUGAACAUCCCCCCCCCCCAGCCUCUCCGUUAUUCAUGUUUUGUGUGUGUGUUUUUUUAAAAUAAAUUUUUGUAAGGGGUCUGCUCAUCUUUGGAAAAAUGGAAAAUGUUAAAUUUGCAAAGCUACUUCUGAUUUGAAUGGGGUGCAUGGUAGUAAAAUGGGACCAUGCUUGUUUUAACCAGUGGUUACCAAAUUGGUAAUGGGGGUUUUCCUAACGUUAUGCUUUAGGGAUUGAUAGAGCGGCAGCGGCAGUUUUAGAAUUUCUGGGAAACAUUGCUAACCUUUCACUUUCUUCAAAACUAGCUUUAAGUUUCUUACCAGCCCCCCCCCCCCCCCCAAGAGACGCGCACGAGAAGACAGACCAGAGUGGCACUUUUGGGUUUUCCAAUCUAUAGAUCUAAUAUAAAUGUUGCGAUUUUCCCAGCAAUGAGCGAAAAGAUCCUUCUUAGUCAGGGAGCAGAUUUGUUCAAAUGUAACAUCCCCAAGAACUAGUGCAUUGCAACCAUGACGAUUUAUAACAAUCCUUGUAUUGAAUAAUAUAUUUUUUUAAUGAUUUUUUUUUUUCAAAGUUACUUUUGAUUCACACGUUUGAAAUGUACCAUGUUAUGUUGCCAUUUUUUGUAAAGCGUUAAACACCGCCUAAUCUGUUUGUCCAAAUCAGAAUUCAGAAAUUAAACACAUGGAUUUCUGAAUGAAAUAAGAACUUAAAAUUUAAAAGAUGAUCACGAGUCUCUCAUUCCACCACCCCUCCUGUCUCUCUUCUCACCCACGCCCCCCCUUUCUGGAGAAAAAAAGAAGGAAGAAGAGGACAAAAACCCACCUUCUAGUUUCCACCCCAUAAUUUAAAUCCAUCAUUUCGAACUGUCUUCCUCUCGUGUCAAGCAUUAAACCCUGAUGAUGCUUGUUGUUUGCGCGCAUGCGACUCGUGUCUUCUAAUUACCGAGUGCAUUUUGAGACGUGGAAUUUGAUGUGGCUGUAAUCUACUUGUCGUGCCAAAUUAUCUGCCAGGCACAGAAAAAUCACGUGUCAUCAGUCCUUUCCCGCCCAUUGCGUUCAUUUUUCAAAUAGCGCGCUGCCGUGUCUGAAUAAUCAGUUGCGUCCCAAAUAGUGUUGAACCGCAGGCGUUUGAAAACACGUGUGCUUGUAUGAUAUUGUAUGAGAUAUGCCGAGAUUACCAGAGUUGUUCUAUUGUAGAAAUAUAUAAUGGGGGUACUAAAAAUUGUUAAUGUUUACUGUUACUGGAUAAAGGUUUUGUGUUAAAAACACUUCACCCUUAACCCCCACAGCGGCAUCGCUUAAAGCACAAGUUAUUUUUCAUUCUUUUCCAUUUACCCCCGCCCCCAAACACACACCUUUGUUUUCUCCUCCCCACACACACACCUUUUUUUUCCCCUUCAUCUCGUCCAAUUCGUUGAUGUAAUUUGUAUGGGGAAAGGGGCCUUUUCCUCUCCGGUUAAUUUUCCAAGCCAUGUAGAUCUCCACAGAGCCAGCAACGCGUUGAUUUCAUGGGCUGUUUGGCCCAGUGGGGCAACGAGCAGUAAGAUGGACGAAGGGGAGGCCGUGGUGGUGGUGGCGUGUGGUUGGUAGUAUCCUUGAUGAUGCUUUGGAAGGAACGAAUGUUCAGGGGGGGGGGCGGCUUCAUUCACGGCAACAGCCACUUCCAGGCAAGUGACGGGCGCAGCUUCGAUGUUUGGUUUAAACGGUCCGGUUACACUGCAGAUUUAGUUAUUGCACUGACAGACGUCUGGUGCGUGUGUGAUAGGAAACGUGGGACCAGGCCAGCACCCCUUCCGCCCUCACCUACAACUUUUAUUUACUGCCAGGUAUCUAGGAGCUAUUAAUGCUGUGUUUCUAGAAAGUCUGAUCCAACACGUCUCUGGCCUCCCAUCAAUGGGCUGAGNAUAUAUAUAUAUAUAUAUAUAUAUAUAUAUAUAUAUAUAUAUAUAUAUAUAUAUAUAUAUAUAUAUAUAUAUAUAUAUAUAUAUAUAUAUAUAUAUAUAUAUAUAUAUAUAAUUUCGUGACUCGAAAUUGCAAAAAAUGAAAAAUAUUGUACUCAAUGGGGGCUUUAGCAAUACGUUCUUGAGUGUUGCACUUGUCGGAAAUGUGCUCCGUCGGGUUGAUAAAGUCGAGCUAACAGAACGGUUACUGUAGGAACCCCCCCCCCCCCCCCACGGGUCAAAGGUUACGCGAAUGUUGUCUAAGGUAAUGGCGUCGAGUGAGCAGUGAGGGUUCUACAUCCACGUCUCCGCUCACCACUCGGAGCAGUUACUGUCUAAUCGAGUGCUGAUGGAAGCAAGGGCUACAACUCUGUUAUCACAUAUUUAGAGUUACCGACGGAGAGAAACUGGAGCUUGUGUGAUUUACUGGUAUAUACACACUUUACCUGGACAGGCCGUAGGUUUGAACAGAAUCAUAAACGGAAGUAUUUUUUUAUACAUGUGAAGUUCGAGUUUUGAAUAGACAUGUUAUUAUAAAGUAUUGUACACGGAGUAUAAGAAUAAAUUAUGAUAAUUAAUUACCGUUGCCAUCGGCCAGGAUUAUUAACACGCCACUUCUGCUCUAGCACCCGCGGAGUUGUCAGGUGUAUCCAAUUAUUAUGGACUUGUGUUCGUCCGCCAACCAAAAUGACUCAAUAUUCUUCGUGUUGUGUAUAGUUUGUAGUUUAAAUAUUACAGUUUGCUUCAAUAAGUUUUAUCUUCGAAUGGUCCAUGCAAUAAAUGCGAUGAUGUGAAUAUGUUGUUCUGUUCCACGCCGAGUUGUAGGAUGAGUAGGCGGGGUUUUUGUUUUGUUUUGGUAGGGGGGGGGUGGGGGAAAUCACGUGCUUAGAUGUGUUUUGGCUGUAAUCCGGCACGUCAAAGUCACUAUAUAGGCUGCUAUAUAGAUGAUAUACAGUGUGAUGCAAUGGGGACGUCGUAUGUAUAUUUCAUCACUGCGUCUUUAAUACUUUAAAAGCUACCUUGCGGUCGACGUGUGUUCGAAUCGUAUUGAAACGCUGAUGGAAGGGACAUCAAUAUUAGCAAGAUUAACUCGCCUUUAGUUUGUCCACACAAUUUGAACCGAGGCAGCUCUCUCUCCACCCCUGUAACUUAGCCCCCCCCCCCUCCCCCACUAUAUAUAAAUCAAUAUUUUAAUGACGAUGGCUUUGUGUGUUGCGGCCAUUAGGCUCUCACCAUCUGUGGGUUUGACCAUCCACGGAGACCUCCGUUCAAAUAAUGACCACCGCAUCCUUAAGUUUUGCCGAUACGUCUUACAAUGUACCAGCCCAUUAGCCCCCAACUGUAUCAACAUUGCGACCGACAAAAGCGAUGGCGGUUUUGUAGUGUAGCAAUUACCCCACACAUCAUUACUCCAUCCGUUCCCCUAAACCUGACGUUGUCAUUGUGUUUGGCGGGUCUGUCUCUGAUCAAAGAGGACGUGCUAGACCCUAGAAGCAACAGUUUGAAUGAAUGAAGAGCUCACCCCUCCCCUGUCCCGGGAUUCUCAAACUUUUAGAAUUUUGCUCAAAUUAAAUAGUCAUGUGAAAAUUAUGGUACCUUUAUGUGAAUGUUUUGUCAUUCGGGCCUGAUAUCUAUACAAUAUUAUCUUUUUGAAAUAUUUACAUCUAUGUUUACCAAUUGGAAAAUUGUAUACGCGCCGCUACAGGCAGGCCCAUGAACCGCUGAUUGAGAAUCGCUGCCCCGGUCUAUAAUCCGCUGGAGAGCGACUAAAGCCAAUACGACCGAAGCCAAUACGGUCAAACAGUGGCAAAGCUCGGCCACCGACCAAAUCUAAACCAAAACAUAGAAGAGCCGUGCGCGACAGGGUGGCGACGCGCUACAAUGCUCUCUGGUGGCUAUAAGGAGCAUAGCUUGGGGCCAACUCAAUUUUCGGUCUCCCAAUUAGCAAGAUCGUCAUAUUCUUCUUCUUUUUUUUUUUUUUUUUUUGGUGUGGCUUUUGUCAUAACCUGUACAGAACAGAAGGAAAAGGAAGUGUUUUAAGUAUUUUAAGGUUUUUUGUGCGUUCCGCCUAUAACUUGGUGUUGACUAAAGACUAAAGCAGCCAUUCACUGACUUGUUUUAAUGGCCCAUAGAUUUUGACGGCGUUGCUUUAUCACUUACCUGUAGUUGGGAUGGAGGUCUGAGCUUGAAGCUGUCGGGCUGCAUUGUUUCUAGGAUGAUGUUUCUUUUAUUGAAAGAGGCGUACUUUUCCAGGCUUGGCUGGCCAGCUAUUCUCGUUUAGAGCUAAUGGAUGUAACCGCUAAUUGUGUACAACCGUUGUUGUCUGUGUGGCCUUUUUCAUUGUGUGGGGGGGGGGGCAGUGUAGUAGGAAGGGGUGUGGGGGAGGGGGGCACCCACCCCCCCGGGCGGCACCUUUUCUGGGGGGGGGGGUUAAAUUAUAGUAUUGUUAUAUUCAACAUUGUAUAGUAUUUAUAACAGUGCACACUAUGAUAACGUAACCAUGUUAAAGACUUUUCAUUCCGCAUGAAAUAUAAACAUUCAUUAUAUUUAAUAACCAUUUGAAUUUUAUGUGUUUAAUAUUAAUUUUUUUUUUAAGUUUGCAAAAGUAAAUGCUUUUGAUUAAUUUUAAGAAAUUGUGUUAAUGAAAAUUUCUCAUAGUGUCUGGUGAAAAUUUUUAAGGAAAUAAUGAGUUUGUUAAACACUCAGUAGUAAAAAAAAAAAAAAAAAAAAAAAAAAAAAAAAAAAAAAAAAAAAAAAAAAAAAAAAAAAAAAAAAAAAAAAAAAAAAAAAAAAAAAAAGAAAAAAAAAAAAUUUAGAAAAGUCAUACCACCAUUAAGUCAUAAGAAAAGAUACAAAAAUAAAGCAAGUAUUAUCUGACACAGAAUAAGUGUGACUGAGAGUCAUCAACCACCUAACAAUACUCUUGCCUGUACCUUUAAGAGUGGUGGAACAAUCACUUAUAGAGAAGUAAAGCCGAUUCAAGGGGAUUCUCAUGUUAAUGGCUGCUUGCCCCUCUCCCUCCAUUCAUGCUAAUAACUGAUACUAAUUUGGACACAGCUUAUGUUUCCCUACCUUUGGCUUGUCAUCAUAUUUUAGAUACCCCCCCCCCCUCCCCUGUGGGGGGUUAUCAUUUAUAUCCACUGAAGUUGACCUCUGCAGCAGCCAUAUUCAGACCUGUUUACUCUCACAAUUUUGGUGUACAAUGUACGAUUUUGAGGUGUAUAUAUACUGUAUGUUUAUUUUUUUCUAUAAAUAUAACGUAUUGAACGAUUUUGUGAUGAUAUUGUACGAUUUUAUGAGUUUGAGGGUAUAAAGGUCUGCAUAUACUUUUGAAACCUAAUUUAAAUCAAAUUGUAUUUAGGUGUUUUGUGAGUGAGAACUGAUUUAUAAACGUGUAUCCUUAAAGAACCUGCAGUCUUCAACACAGUCCUAACUGAAAAUUCCCAGUGUGGAUGAACACAGAAUAAAGUCUUACGGAGUGCGCUCUUUUGAAGGGAUAGCGCCAAAAUUAUGGAACAGUUUGCCUCAAUCUUUGAGGGAAUUGAAAAUGAUAAAAAAAUCAUUUAAGAAACAUUUUAAAACUGUUUAAAUAGAUUUAAGAAAACCAGAGCGCAGUGAGCAUGCUAAAGUAGCAUAGAUACCAGCACUAUAUAAAUAUCCAAUCAUAUCAAAGCUUAUAUAAUAUUCACUAAAGAGUACACCACAACCCCUGAUAAUAAGGAUUCUCAAUAGUUUAAAAGGUGUUAAAUAAAUUCAAAUAAUCGUUUUCAGGAAAUAAGAUGCUAGAAGUACAAUAAGUUUACUUUUUCUCUGUCAGUGGAUUUGAAUGCUUUUCUCAUCUAGGUUAAUACUUAUACGUGGAUACUUAUACUUAUAUACUUAUAUGGGGUGUGGAUGUAUAUAUAUUAUAUAAAUUCAACUAAUUUGCUUACAUAAUAUGCAUUUAAUUAUUUUCUUUACCCAUGUCAUGACCCCUUCCAUUUUCAUUGAAGUGCCAGCUCUAAAACUUGGAAGGGGGAGGCACAUCUCACCUACUAAGAACCUCUACCUUAUUUUAGCCAUAAAACAAUUGGGGAUUUAUGAACAGAGCAGCCCCCUUAAAUGUGAAACUGGGUUAUUGUCAUGUUGCAUUUGUCACCAAUAGCGGUUCAUGUUUGCCUUUAAGGGCUGUCAACUACUGCUCUCAUUUCCUCCCACCUCAACCCCCCACAGACCAGUUACAAGUACCACAGACAUAUCUACACCCACAUUACUGUCUGGCUGAAGGAAACUACAAGACACCGUUUCCCUUUUAAGCUCGCUGAUAAGAUAAAACUGUAAUUGACUUUUUAUACAGCCAUUAAAAGAACAUUUAGCUGUUACCGCUCUCAGACAGAUGUAACUUACAGUUUGUUAUAAUUAGCUUCUUAAUGUGUUUGCUUACCUAGUAAGAGUACCGAUUUGCUUGUAUAGUAAAAUUUACAUUCACAUAUAAACAGACCGGAGUUCAAGCCUUUGGUGAUAAGAUGGCCUUUCAUGUGGAGGAAAUACACACAAAAAACCCUGAAGGAUUAUUUAAUAGAUAAAUGAAAAAGUUUCUUAACAUUCCAAAGAGAAUUUUUAACCCAACCAAAUGAAAAAGUUUUUUAACAUUCCAAAAAGAAUUUUUAACCCAACCCACCCCACCCCCACCCACCCCCCCCCCCCCCUCUUUUUAAUUUUUUUUUAUCAAGUCCAUUUAAAAUGUAUACCCCCUUAGUACAAAAUAUGUUAAUGGGGUGAUUUUUUUAUGGCUCACUUCAUGACACAAAGGGACUCGUGGACCAAUAUUCCCCCCUGGAGAGCUGGAACAUUUGUUUGUGCUAGUCAGUAAAUAUUUUUGUUUGACAUGAAUCUGAUAAUAAGAGAUUUAAUCAUUAUCUCAUGUUGGUCUCAUGAAAACAUCUGAUAAUACUACAUUCAUGUUAAUAAUUCAACUUUGAAUAUUUGUCGAAGCGGGGCACACAUUCAGUAAUAUGAAUGAAAUAGUUUGUGUGUGAAACAUCUGUGUUGCGAAGUGGCGUUUAUCCUGUUAAUCCAAGGCUACAACUAGUCAUAGACAUACAGGAAAAAAAAGUAUUGUCACUUUUUAGAACCACUUGUCUUGUGAUUUUUAUCUAUAAGUAAGUGAAAUCAAAACAAUUUACAGUAGAGGUUCCAAAGCAUUUGGCUCCUAUAUAUCUGGAUGCUGCCUUUGUUAUAAAAGUAUACUUGUGUGCAUGAAACCCAGUUGAUGAGUUUGGCCUUUUUUGUCUAUUCAUUGGAGCUCACGCUUGAUAUCACUGACUUCAAACAUUUUUUGUUUCUUUUUAAAUUUAUAUUUAUGCAUCUGUAUUAAAUAGAAUGCUGUUGGGAAAUAAAUCCACUAAAUGUGUUUGAUAAUAAAAGAAUGUAACACCAACAGGUUGUAGAAAUUGUGUUUUGGGAUUGUAAUUUACGGAACAGUUUGUAUCUUACAUCAUUUGAAUUUUACACAUUUUUUAAAAUUAGUUACAAAACAAAUAUUUGCAAUAUUCCUCUAUCAACAGCCAGAUUUCAGAUAGUGACACCUGCUAGGUCACAUGCCGCUUAUGUUGACCUGAAGCUCUGCCAUACUUGACCUAACAACAGUCAUCAUUGGGAACUUGAGGAUUACCAUCUAGUAGCCCAUAGGUAGGUCAGCUCUUUCCUUCUUAAGUUAAAACAUUACAUACCUUCCUAGGUAACGUAUAGUUUAAACAACUUGUAACCCAGCAUCUAGUUCAGUAGUUCUCAACUUGCAAUAUGCCAAUGGUCGCUUGGGAACUUCAAAUAUUAUUUUGAAAAUGUGCAUUUUUAUUUAGUUUCUCCUUUCAUUUUAAAAUUUAUAUUUUAUUAACAGUGAUCAAGGUCUGUUUUUAAAGCUAUCUAAAUUAACAGUUUGUGUUGAAAAUAGAAUAUAUUUUCUUUUGCUAUCUUAUGUGCACUGAACUAUUUAUCAAACCAUUUAUAUUAUUUACAGAUGGACGGAGGUGAAAGUGUUAGGUCCGGCCGGAGUGAGAGGUCUGAGCGGUCACACAGGAGUCAUGGAAGUCAUCAUGGGAAUGGUGGACAUCGCCAUCAUAACAGACCACAGGUGAUUACUGGCCAGUAACAACAAAAACACUAUGCAUAUAAUAUUAGCUGCUCACAACUAAACAAAGUUGUUUUUGCUUAUUUUUAUUUAAUUUAUUUUGCGUUCUCUCUCUCUUUUUCCAGAUACCCUCUCGUCCUGGAAGCAACAGAGCAAUGUCAAGAGGUCAAGGCCAUGACACAGACAGAGAUGAUAGGUCGGUUACCAUUAAAACUCCAGGUCAAGAGCAUGACAUUGAAAGAGGAGAUGAGAGAAUUGAGGUUCAGGUAAGAUACACACCACUGAGCAAGACAAUGAAUUAAGUUAUGUUUCUUGGAGUUGGUGGGUGAAGAAAAGAUGUGACCCUCAAGCAGGCCAGAGAAAUAAAUCUUGAUUAAAAUAAUGCAGUCCCUGCCUUAAUUCCUAUUUAUGUGACUGUCAUUGAAAGUAGUGAUGGGGGAAUAAAUUAGAUCACAAGGCUUGUCUAUUUGUUCAACUUUAUUAUGUCGUCAGCAUGAAAGGUUGCACAAAAAAAUAUCUUGUGAAAAGCGUCUACUUUUGUACUAAUCUAUACCUAGAAAUAGCUACCUUGGUUACAUCUGGUUAAGGACCAGAUCUUGUGGGAAAGUAUAAAACAGACCCCUACCAAAGCUACUAAGCAUUGUUAGUGUAUACUGUUAGCAUUAAAAAAACAAACAUUUUUCAGUAAAAGGAUUACAUAAAGAAAUUAUUAUUUAUUCAUGAAUAAGCAUAAGUAAAGGAGAUUCUUAUAUAACUGUUACUUGUGGGAAAACUGAAAAUCAUAACAUUUCUUUGGUGCUAAUGUUAAAGGCAACUUUAAAUUAAGAUGAAAGCAUGUGGCAGAAAUUGUAAUGGGUCUUUAUGGUGGUUUAAUAAAACAGCUGAAAGACCAGAGAGGCAAAGUUUUUCUGUAUUUCUUACCAGUGUAAUACUAUUUUACUUUAAUGUUUAUAUUACAGGUUAUACCACAAGAUGACAACUGGGGUGAUAACACUACAGCCAUCACUGGCAACACUAGUGAGACAGGCUUCUCUAUGGAGGACCUGGACAAGUUUGUUGUCAAGGAUACAGACAGACAGGUAUAAGAAAAGAUUAUUUGGCUGGCUUAGGAAGCAAAAUAUCUGAAAAAUAAUUUCUCAAAUGACUGUCUUAAUCAAUACUAUGUGGAAAAAGUUGGAAUAAUUAUUUUGAAUAUAUUUUUUCAUCUCAAACUGUUGUUAUAUCUCAUUCACGUAUAGAAAUGACAUUUAUUUUAUUUUAUUGGGAAAGUUGAAAUUAACUUUUGCCUUAUUCUGUCCAUACCACAGGCUGGGGUAAAUUGUGCAAGAUAUGUUGGUACAGCCCUGACUGUUGGUCUCAGUGCAAUAGCCUUCCUGUCUCCUAUAGCCAUGAUACUGCUGCCCAAGCUGGACAUUGUCCAGCUGAGUUCAGGGGAGUAUAAGCCAGAGUGUAAGCCUGAGUGCGAGGGCCUGUUGAUCAGCUUUGCUUUCAAGCUCUUGGUCCUACUUGUUGGAGCUGUUGCUCUUUUCUUUAGAAAAGUAAGUCAUCUGUCUGUCCAAAUUUUCAGGGACCUUUUUUUUUUUUUUUCUUUGUUUCAAAGCUGAAUGGGAAAAAAAUAAUAUCGUAUUUGUGAAAGCUAAUUUCCUACAUUGAUUCCACUGAUAUUUUAUCAAUAACUUAAAUUAAUAAACAACACCUCAACCUCUUCAAAGAAUGUAAAGUGUUCUGUUAACGGAAUGAUAAUGCAUGGGGUGAUAAAAGAGGAAGGGCUGGAAAUGUAUCCUUGCAUGUAAAAUGUAAAUGUACUUACAUUGUCUGGUUUUAAGUUUCCUUACCUUCAAAAGUAAAGGGAAAGUUCUCUCUGAAGGGAAAAUAUUUUUUUUAUUUGAUUGGCAAACGCAGUUAAAAUAUUGUUUUCACUGUUCACCCUUGAAUAUUUAUUUCUUUUCAGCCCAGAGCGACAAUGCCAAGAGUAUUUGUUUUUAGAGCAAUAGUUCUCUUUCUUGUCUUUGUUCUUACAUUUGCUUUCUGGCUUUUCUACGGAGUUAGGAUAUUCAAGGAGAAACAAGGAACUUAUGAGGUACUAAAGUGUUUUAUGUUCAGUGUUGUCACCCCAUGAUUAGCAGAUUAAUAAUUAAGCUUGCAUUUAAAAUACCCUGUAGUUAGUUAGGAAUAUAUUUUCAAGUUAAGCAGUUGUAAUUUUAUAUUAAGACCCCCAAAAAAUAUUCAUUGCCCUGUAGUUUUUUAUUUUUUUUAUUUUUUUUUUUUUUUUAACUUAAAAAAAAAAAAAAAUCUGUGUCCACAGGGCAUUGUUCAGUUUGCCUUGAGUCUGGUGGACAGUCUACUAUUUGUCCACUACAUAGCCAUCAUUCUGUUAGAGAUCAGACAUCUGCAGCCACAGUUUGCUAUACGAGUGGUGAGAUCACCUGACGGGGAAGCACGUGUGUACAGUGUUGGGGUACUGAGCAUACAGAGGGCAGCUGUACAUAUACUGGAGCAAUAUUAUAAAGAUUUUGAUGUAAGCAUAUUCAAAGGACGGUGGAUUGUAAUAGACAUUCAUCAGAGAAAACAUUUCCGUUGCAAAUUCCUUGUGCUCUGCCAGCCUUGCACAUAUAUUCACAUACACACAUAAUUUGUUUGAAAUUAAUCUUAAACUUCAACAUUGACUUUUAGCAAAAUAAAGUAAGCCAAAUGAUGCAAAUUGAAAUAGUGAAAUUAAGUGGAAUUCAAAUAUUGAAGCCUAUAUGCAUUGAGCAUAAAUGAAAGACAUUUGUUUAAAGCGUUGUUAUUCUUGGUUUAUUAAUUACUAUUAUAAUGAUACAUGGCAGUGCUUCCUGUAUUAAAAAAGAAUUGUAUUUUUCUGGAUGUUACCAUGCACCAAUAUUUAUGAAUAUUUUAGAGGUUUUUUUUUAAUCCUUAGAUAAUCCUUAAUAUUAUCUAUCUAACUUAAUAAACUACAUUUUCUCUUCUUUUCUCAUGGCUCAAAAUUCUUAAACUCAUUUCCUGUAGCUAUGUCUGUAACAGCACCCAAUGUUUUCCUACAUUCCAGACUUAUAACCCUUACUUAGAGAAUGUCACCAAGAAGCAUAGCAAACACUCAAGCACUGCAUUUAAAGUGUAUGACAUCGAUGGCAAUGCCCAGAACCAGCCUGGUCAGCAGGGCAGAAACAGGGCAGUCUUCCCACAAGCUGCACGUCGGCGAGAGGCGGGUCACAACGACAGGUUCUACGAUGAGCAAGAGUACGAGAGGCGUGUACGUAAGCGCCGGGCAAGAUUGCUCGUGGCGACAGAGGAGGCCUUUACUCAUAUUAAACGUUUGCAUGAUGAACAGAGUACGUGUCAUUGUUGUGGUUGUUUUAGCCUAAUGUCCAACUGAUUGAACAAAUUUUUAAUAUUGUUUUAUUAACAGAAGUGCUUUAGGGUCAAAGAAAUACAAUACAGUCACAUAAAAUAUGAAAUGAUUCAGUUUUAGAAAUUUGCUUUAUGUGCUGCUGCUGAUGCUUUGAAAAAAAAAAAAUUCAAUUUUAGAAGAAGAUAAGACAAAUUUGGGCAUUAAAAUAUACAAAGGGAUUUGAUAAUUCUCUUUCUUACAAUUUUUAAAUAGCAUUACAAUUAGCAUUUAUGGUAUAUUUUUGUUUAGUAUCAAGUUUAAAUAGUUUAAUUCUUUCUAAAUUCUAUGAGUAUAAUUAUUUUAAUGAAAAAAACCUGCUGACUUUAUUACGGUUUAUCUUGUUGUUUUUUUUAACAACACAUUUUCUUUUUUACUCUUGGCAGGUCCAGCCAUUCCUAUGGACCCUAAUGAAGCAGCUGCUGCAGUAUUUCCAUCUUUGGCUCGUGCCCUUCAAAAAUAUCUGCGGAUCACUCGCCAGCAGCCUCGCUACACUAUGGAGGCAGUACUUGGCCACUUAGCCUGCUGUAUCUCCCAUGACAUGAGCCCACGUGCGUUUGUCUCCCAAUACUUGACACAGGGGGCAGUGGUGUGCGGCAGCGAGCAGGAAGUGAAGGGAACUGAACGGUGGGUGCUGGUCUGUGAGCAGCUCUUGACGAGAGAGCUGGACAACAAGAUGGUGUUUCAGCUGAAGAAAGGACCUGUGUCUUUACUUUGCACUGUCAUGAAAAUACCCCACUUUAGUCUUACAGAGGAGAUGCUCCACCCAAAGUCCAACAAGUUUGUGCUGAGAUUAAACUCUGAAACCUCUGUAUGAUCCUACCUCCAUGUAGUGCAAAGUUGUCUGGAUUUGUUAUCUUUUUUUGUUGUCAAAACUGCAUUGAUCAGCUGACUUUGUAGGAAUGUGCGACAUAGAUGGGUCUAUUCCUCAUUUGAAGGAAGGCUGUGAAUGAUUCCUGCAUGACAUUUGUGAUGUUUGACACAGGAACUGAACUACUAAACUUAUUGAAGGAAAAAUUUAGAGGAGGUCUGAUACACAGAUGAUGAUGCUAAAUAGUUGUGAAUUGGGGCAGGAUACCACAACAGGCCUUAGGAAGAAAAAAAACAGCUAGUAAAGCUUUACAAACUUCUUUUUACUGAUGGUUUUUAAUCCAAUUAGGAGACCAUCGGAUUUUUUUUUAAAAAUCAUCAGAAAGUGUUAAUAGUGUGUUUAAAGUAUACAAUUGACUGUAAAAUAAAGCUUGUUGAUUUUCAGCCGUUGGAUUAUGGUGAGGAAUGAGGGACUGCGUUUAAGCCAUGUGAAGUAACUAAAUAGCUGAACCAGAUAUGUUUAGGCUUCUUGAAAAGAAAAGGGUGGACAAUUAAGCGGAGUUUAAGGCUAGAUGCCUUCUUCAGCAGACAAUGCAAAAUAUUUUGGUGCCAGUUGGUUGUUGAUGGAUGUGAUCAGCUUCAGUGUAUAAUGAUAUUAAGUAGUUAUUGGUGGAGCAAAUAAGAUGAAUUCUUUUUUUUUUUUUUUUAAAUAUUUGUAUGUAGUUCAUAGUGAGCCACGUAUUGAUCAAUGAGUUUGAAAAAAAACACUACGGCUAAGGCCAUGAAGUCAGCUGUGAUCCUGCCUUUGCUGCUAGGAGACCCAGGAGAUGCCAAUGUCAUUCCCAUUGUAUAGCUGUCAGCCAGGAUUCAUAAUUACAGAUACUUGACCCAUCAAAGGAUCAGUUAGCCAUAGAUUGAAUAGCUAUCUGGCUUGCCAUCAGAAUAUUCAGUUUUUGAUAUGAACAAUUAGCCAGUGAUAAUCUCACUUAGCUUGAUGUUGCCCAGAAUCUGAUGUACUUACAAGCACAAAUUCUUCUCAUCGACUAAAAAAAUGUUUUAAUAUUAAUCCAUUUAUAAACUGACACUAGGCACUUGUUAUUGCCUUGUUGACUUGUUUCAAGAUUUGUUAUGCUGGAAGCUUAGAUUGUAGUCACUAUUGCGCUCAAAAGGAUAAUAGUUUUUUUGUGUGCUUGUAUUAAAACUGGAUCUGCAGCGAGGUUGUACAAUUGUCAUCAGGAUUGUUUCCCCUCAGCUGACAACCAAAUGAUUCAGUUUUCUUUUUAUUGGCCCCACCCCACUGAACAAUACUUAAUUUAUAUAUUAAUUAAUUUUUAAUUUUCAAAUUUAUGGAUGAUCACAUCAAAUAUAAAAAUCCUACUGGAGUGGAUAUACUCUACUUAAUAAAAAAAGCCGAAGAAAAAAACCAUUGCAGUUAACAUGAAACCUUACAUUGAGGUAUGUGUCAACUUAUUUUUCAGGCUAUGCCUGGAAAGACUGGAAAUUUCCUCACUCCCUGGAAUACUUUUUGCACUUGUCUUUUCAUUGAGGAAAAGAAAAAGUAUUAAAACAUAUGGAAAUAAUGUAUUGGGAAUCCUGCUUGAAUUUCAUUGCACAGGGCUACAAAUAAAUUUCAUUUAGCUCAUUAAUUAUUAAUUUAGCAGCAAGGGGGCUC
Lymnaea stagnalis (great pond snail) is the source of this 23270-nucleotide messenger RNA. The record is from the annotation of a GenBank genome assembly. Lineage: Eukaryota; Metazoa; Mollusca; Gastropoda; Lymnaeidae.